AAGAGGAAGCCUUAAACAAUUUAAGUAUGAAAUCUGUGCAGAAGAUAAUCGUACCCUUACAAUCUCACUUCCGGUCCCCACUUAGAAGGUCAUCUACUAUUGCUUCAACCACUGCUUUCCCACAAACGGAUGGCAAUGUUAAAAGUUUCAGUGAACUUCCAGGGCCAACUGGUAUCCAUGAUAUACCAUAUUUAGGAAUGGCUUUGCAUUUUAAACCAUUCACGAAAUACGAAAUAUUGGAUGAUUUUGUCGAGGUUAUGACAUCUUUUCGCGAGAAAUAUGGCGACAUUUUCAAAGUACGAGCUGGUAACAAGCAUGUAUUACAUGUAUGCCAUCCAGAUAUUGCAGACCAAAUCUACAAGCUGCCAUAUAAAGAGAAUCAUCGACACUUCCCUGGUAUGAUAGAAGCUUUCUAUAAAUACAAUGACAUACCACGUGCCUUAAGUAUGAGAAGUGGUAAAGACUGGGCUAAGCUUAGGAUGCCAUCAAACGAACAUCUAUUGAAACCGAAAGCAAUGGCGAAUUUCACUCCACUAAUUGAAAGAGUUGCUAAUGAUUUCUUAGAAAAAAUGAAAAAAGAACUCCAGAUGAAUGAUGCCGUGCGGGAAAUUUCGAAAUACGCAUAUGAAUGCGUUGGUAUAGCAUCAUUUAACAAAAGAUAUGGUUGUUUAAAUGACAGUUCACAGGAUGAAAUGUUAAAUUUAUUAAACACAAUUUUGAAGACAUUACAAACGGCAUAUCUAAUGCCAUUUGACAUAAACCGGUAUUAUAAAACCAAAACAUACAGAGAAUUUGAGCAAACCUUUCUGCAUUUACAAGAAUUCUUAAAGAAAAAUAUGGAAGAACAAAUAUUACGUCUUAAUACAAUGAGAGAUGAAGGAACUUUAAUGGACUACUUACAAAAUGAAUAUAAUUUCCUUUAUGCAAUGUUAUCAGACGGCAAACUGCCUCCUGAGGAAAUUGUUACACUGAUCAGUGACCUUCACACUGGAGCAGUUGAGGGACUAGGCAAUGGAAUUACAUUUGUGUUGUGUGAUUUAGCCCUAAAUCCUGACAAACAAGAGACUCUGUAUGAAGAAAUUACUCAGAUAGCUGGUGACAAGUCAGUGAUAGGAAUCGACGCUCUACAAAAGAUGUCUUAUCUCCAGUCUUGUAUAAAGGAAUCUCAGAGAAUAACAUAUCCUUUUACUGGAAUGUUAAGGAUACCUGAGUCAGACGUUACCAUUGCUGGAUACCGAAUACCAAAAGGGACUAAUAUCAAUAUCAAUCAUAAAAUGAUGAGUUUAGAUGAACGGUUUUUCCCACAACCUACGAAGUUCCUUCCAGAAAGAUGGACGAGAGAUGACAAUACCGAUGUUAUCGAUAAGGGAUACACAAACUUUCCAAAUGUUAUUGUCAAACCUUUCGGAUUUGGAGUAAGGAGCUGUGCAGGAGUAAGAGUAGCAAAACCAGCCAUGAUGCUCUCUGUUGCUAAAAUUAUACAAAAUUUUGAAGUUUCUUUACCGAAUGGAGAAAAGGAAAUUAAGACAACUCGGCUACUGUUUCCUACACCAAAAGUGCCUGUUAAUUUGUGCCUUAAACCCAGACAAUCAAGUUACUCUAAUUAGGACUUAUCCACAUGUUACAUGUAGCUUAUUUCAAACUUUAUGUAUUCCGUUUGCAUUGGAAUACCUGCCUCCUUUAAUAUCUUAAUGAACAUAUGAAUGGUUUGUAACUAUGCUAAUUUGUCUGUUUGUAACUGGACUUCAGAUAUUCUGACAUCGGCAUAUUAUCUUCGUGUUUAGAUUUAUACUGAGAAAAAUUAUUUUCAGUAUUUGGGAAAAGUCUAGAUAAAUCUGGAAUUACACUAAUCAAAUAGAACGAAUCGCCCCUUUUGCAUGCUGAACUUGACAACAAUUAACAAGUGUCCAAUAGAUCUUAGUAUUGGACAUUUUUUAAAUAUAUCUUAUUGGUUGUCUCUAUUUGUUUUGGUCUCUGUCAAUUAUCUCAUUUUUUCACAUGCGUGGAGAGAAAUGGAUAUGCUGUGACUUUUGUUUUCUAUCCAUAUGAACUUUCAUUGAAUUUAUCCAGAUUAUUUCUCUCUUAGUUGAUUCUUGAAUUACUGAUUAUUACACCAAAAAUACUAACAAUGUCAUGAUACACUUUUAAAAACACUUAUUUAUCAUGUGAAAGACCCCAGAAACAACAAUAUAAGCAUAAGCUUGUACUGCACAUUUUACACAGGCACAUUUUGCUCACGUGAUAUUUACCUAGAACGAGCUUAUACGUGAGAUUGAGAUUCACAGUAAUCUCACGUGAAAUAUUUCACGUGCACUUUACCCAAAACAAAAUUGGUAUUUUUCAUGAUUUGAAUUAAAUUCACGUGAAAAAAAAAUCAUUUUUAAUUUGGCAGCUUAAACUUUACACACACACAUAACUGCAAAUAGGCAGUUACAGGAUAAACGCAGUCAACUUUGACCUAUUGAACUUUUAUUUUUGUAUUAUUUGUUUCUGGGACUAAUACAUGAUUUGUUAAUAUAUAUAUCGGUCCCAGUGUAUAUUGAUUAGGUCGGGUAUACAGAGGUUACAGUUAUUAGAAUUAUCACAUUGUUAUUACUACUAAACCAUUUGGAAUUUAUAUGAGACUGGUUGCUUUAAAUGAAUUCUCUGUCGCAUAUCAUGAUAUUUUUAUUUAUGUAGUUUUUAGAAUGCUAAUAAUGUUAUGUUGUUUUGUUAUGAUAUCCAUUGUUAUUUAUUUGUUGUUGUUAUUGUUGUUGUUGUUGAUUGUUGGUAUACAAUUUUGGAAAUCUGAUCCGGUCAUAAACUGGAGCUUGAAAGUUUCGUAUUUCGUUAAGACGACAAGCUGUUGGUUUAUAUGACUUUGUUAUUACCGUGUGGUAAAUGAUUGCAAAAUAAUGUAAAUAGAUUUUUAAAGGGAAAUGUUGGGGCAGAAUUCUUCAUUUUUAGAAAAAGGCUCUAACCGACUCGAAAACACAUGAUGUUCUAUAUCAUUCUAUUAUUGAUAUGAAACUUAAAAAUGUAGAUAAUUUAAUAUUGUUUUAGCGACAGUAAGACCCUUUUAAUUAUAUAAUCAUUACCUAUCUUAUUAUUUUGCUGUUGUAUAUUCAAAAGCAAUAUGCAUUCAUAGAGUUUUACUAGUGAAUGUAAAAUUUAUAAAUCCUCUUUUAAAUCUACUACGUGUAUGAAUUCAUUCAAAUAUGUACGAGGUAAAGAACUGAGGUUUAAAGAAAUAGAAAAUGAAAACUAUAACAUGCAAUAAUAUUUAUCCGGAAGCAAUAUAUACAGCUUCAAAAGUAAGAUUUUUCAGAAUAAUUUAAACAAUCAAGUCUAUUUUGUCCGUGUUUACUUGGUAUCCGGUUGUACAUACAUGUCUUUGUUAAUCAAAAAAGUUUACUACACCCGGUGUAACCUGUUUAAAGAUUUAUACUGAUAUAUAUUUAUUUAUGUAGAAAAAUUUGUUAUUUUUUAUACAUAAAAUAUCGCAAACAAAUAAAAUUUGUUGUUUAAA
Mytilus californianus (California mussel) is the source of this 3508-nucleotide messenger RNA. RefSeq names its product 1,25-dihydroxyvitamin D(3) 24-hydroxylase, mitochondrial-like. The coding region runs from base 27 to 1607 and encodes 526 amino acids. The transcript has 10 exons. Gene Ontology annotation, molecular function: heme binding; iron ion binding; monooxygenase activity. NCBI's taxonomy places the organism in Eukaryota, Metazoa, Mollusca, Bivalvia, Mytilida, Mytilidae. The record is from RefSeq and is a predicted model, not a curated record.